UCAAUUAUUUAGGAAUACACAUUCCUGUUAAAGCCCCAAAAAUUGGGUACAUGGAUUUCGUCAAUCGAAAGGGAUGAUGGGGACCAUCGAUGUCCAGAUGGUCAUGCAAGCUGUAGUUGACAACAAUUACUUGUUUAGAGACGUCAGCAUGAAAUUUCCAGGAAGUGUCCACGACGCGACGGUCUUUAAAGAAUCGGGAAUUUUUAAGAACCAUAGCCGAAUUAUUCCGGAAUUUUUAAAACUGGUGGGCAACAAAGAGAUUCCCUUCAUUAUCCUGGGAGAUCCGGCAUACCCAUUGCUACCGUGGCUUUUAAAACCAUAUACCGGACACUUAACUCCACAUGAAGAGUCGUUUAACUGCUACCUUAGCACGGGCAGAAUUGUAGUAGAAAAUGCCUUUGGUCGAUUAAAAGGACGCUGGAGGUGCCUGGCCAAAAGAAUAGAUAUUAAUUAUAAAUUUGUGCCAUAUGUUGCUUUGGCUUGCGCGACACUUCAUAACUUCGUCGAAAUAAGAAAGGAGAUGUUUACGCCAAUCAACGAGUAUGAAUGUAACCAGCAACCACCGGACUGGCAUUGUAACCAAGUACUGGAAUCUUCUGAAUGCGAUCCAUCUGACCUUAGGGAACACCUUAAGGAAUACAUUGUUUCUAACUUUCCUUUGCGAAGCAGUUCAAAAUAA
Molecule: messenger RNA, 679 nt
Organism: Drosophila suzukii
Lineage: Eukaryota; Metazoa; Arthropoda; Insecta; Diptera; Drosophilidae
Source: RefSeq, a predicted model, not a curated record